AUGCUGGUUGCUAUCUUGGCAUUCCAUAAAGCUCUCUCAGACCAACCAACAGAUCCUUUGGUGGUUGCUGCAUUUAGCCUCGCUGUCCACAACGGUGGAGAUUUGCGGGAAGCCUUGAAUAUAGCAAGAAGGAUAUCCAAGCCGCAUGAUGUUACCUUUCAUGAACUCUUGGAACCUCAGAAUCUAGACUCUAAGGUGUUAAAACAUGAGGUUAUGCGGCUAGCAACAUCAGUUCAAAGUGCAUUGACGAAUAUGACUGAUGAAUAUUCUGUCUCACAAGCAAUGGCCAAAUACCCCAAAGCACCAUACUCGGAUCUGGUAUUUAUUCCACUAGGAUCGUAUUUGAAGGUGUCCAAGAUUUUUGAGUGUGUAAGAGGGGGUAAAGAGAAGGGAUUUGUAUCAAAGCAAGGUAGCAAGAUUGAUCAUGAAUUGUUAGCUCUUGGAAGCCUGCGGGAAGUUCGGCAUGUAUUUGCGAGGGUUGUCUUUGAUACGGUAUACCCUAUGAACCUCACUCAAGAUUCCAAUUACACAUAA
Molecule: messenger RNA, 534 nt
Organism: Ilex paraguariensis (yerba mate)
Lineage: Eukaryota; Viridiplantae; Streptophyta; Magnoliopsida; Aquifoliales; Aquifoliaceae
Source: the annotation of a GenBank genome assembly